AUGAAGUCCGAACUUCUAUCCUCUCCUUUAGCCAUGUUCGCGGCGCCAUCGAGCCCGCAUGCGACUAGCAACCAGAACUACCUCAUUGGGUUGCGGGGUCUUUUUGUAAUUCAGUCAUUCCUCUUCGUCUUCUUCCAGACAUUUCUUCCAGCAGCCGUUCCUGAUUCUAAAAAUGUCGACGGGCCAAGUUACCAGGUCGGACUGCGCAAGUCAUUUUCGGUGCUCUUUUGCAACCCGUCGCUGAUUUACGGGUGGAUCAUUUUCCUCUCGGCGCGAACGAUAUGCUUACCGUACCUGGCCAACAAGACACGCGAGGUGGGCGCAUCCAGUGUCUUUCGCCGCGGCGUCCGACUAUGGAUCCCGACAUUUAUGGCGUAUUCGAUUGCGGCAAUGGCCUUCAGCACCUCUUCCACGGCCUACAUUGCUGACUUCAUGGAGGCAACUGGCAACAUCUCGACCAGCGUCCCUAUGCGCCUUGACGGUUUCAUAGUCUACUUCAACUCGCUGUUUCAGAUUUUCUGGCUCAACAAGAACUACAGUAACCAGGCCGCCAACAAUGUUUUCCCAUCCGGCACCCUCUGGAUCGUUUCCGUGCUCUUCCAGCAAAGCUACACCGUCUAUAUGACCAUGGUCAUUGUCCCUUGUACUCGCACAUCCUGGCGCGUUAAAGCCAUGCUUGCCUUUAUCGUCGCUGCGUUCUGGGUGCACAGCUGGGCCUGGUACAGCAUCACUGGUCUUCUUCUUGCCGACGCCGUACUCAACAUGGACUUUGCAUCGCGGUCCCGCAAAGGGUUUAAGCUGUUCAAGUACGAUCUUCCGCUUUGGCCACUGUACGCAACCAUGGUCUUUACCGGAAUCCUGCUACACUUUAUCUUCAUCUCGGGGCUGGAGCAUAUGCGCGACAACGAGCUGUACGGCCACACGGGCAUCUACACCGGCGGCAUGCUCAAUGAGCGCAUGGAUAAAGAUCAGCCCAUGGCCCGCCUUGACAACUACCUCGUUAUCCUGGGGUCAAUCCUCUUAAUCGAAACAUUCGAGUUGCCUCGAAGUGUUCUUUCCGGUAGCUUCUUCGUCGCGCUCGGAAGGAGAAGCUUCAGCUUCUUCCUCGUCCAAUCCAUCAUCAUAUACACCGUCGGAAUCAAGACGUACAACCACAUGGCUGCAAACGGGACCAGCACCGGCGCAAACGGUUUCGUAUGUUUCCUCGUGUGCGCACCCCUCGUAACGUUGCUUGCCGAGAUUUUCUACCGCCUCAUCGAUCUGCCCAGCGUGGUAGUUGCAAGAGGCUUUUGGGCGUUCAUGACGAAAGAGGAUAGCGUGGAAGGCAGUGCUUAA
Exserohilum turcica Et28A is the source of this 1335-nucleotide messenger RNA. RefSeq lists its product as uncharacterized. The record is from RefSeq and is a predicted model, not a curated record. Lineage: Eukaryota; Fungi; Ascomycota; Dothideomycetes; Pleosporales; Pleosporaceae. Bases 1 to 1335 code for a protein of 444 amino acids. The transcript has 2 exons.